This is a messenger RNA of Arvicanthis niloticus (Nile rat), 1976 nucleotides long. RefSeq lists its product as uncharacterized. Gene Ontology annotation, cellular component: nucleus; PcG protein complex; chromatin. Gene Ontology annotation, biological process: regulation of transcription by RNA polymerase II. The record is from RefSeq and is a predicted model, not a curated record. Gene Ontology annotation, molecular function: RNA polymerase II cis-regulatory region sequence-specific DNA binding; DNA-binding transcription activator activity, RNA polymerase II-specific. Lineage: Eukaryota; Metazoa; Chordata; Mammalia; Rodentia; Muridae.
CGUUUCAGCAACCGUCAGAGUCUCUUCCGCAAGCAGAGGUGGGCUGGCCGUGCUUCUGGCAAGCUUGCUUCCCAGAGCCCUGCGUUGUCUCAAAGAGAAGAGAACAAUGACCAAGUUACAGGAGGCAGUGACGUUCAGGGAUGUGGCUGUGAUCUUCAGUGAGGAGGAGCUGAGGCUGCUGGACGCCGCCCAGAGGAAGCUGUACCAUGAUGUGAUGCUGGAGACCUUGAAGAAUCUCCUGGCAGUGGGAGGCCAGAGUCCAGACAAGAUGGAUAAUCUUCACACAAUAGGAUUAAGGUUUCUUUCACUGGGGUGGCUUCCAUGUUGGCAAAUGACAGGCCAUGAUGCCAACAAACUGGCCAGCGCUCCAGAAGCUGUAAUCAACAUACAAGGAAAGGGUUCUCACUUCUUGGAGCAAUGCCACUCCUCCUGCCAUGGGGGAGCAGAAGAUCCUCCCAGGGCCUCCGGUGAUGAUGGCUGUCCGGAGAGUCUCACAAACCACCAUUCCAGCAUUGCUGAAAAUGAGGAAUUUCUGCCUGAGAGAGCCCAGAGUUCCCCGGGUAAGAGACAGAAGCAUUGGAAGCAGGGUCCAAAGACUUCGGUGAAAACUGAGCCUCAGCAGUCGGCUCUGGGUGUUGACAUGCUGAGUUACAUUUCUUACCAUAACAGUACACUGCAUGUAAGAGACAAAGCCCAUGGCAGCCGUGACUGUGGUAAAGUCCUUUUUCCUGUGUCACCUGGCACCUGGCAUCAUGUUUACACAGAUAGGAAGGCCUACCAGUGCAGCAAGGGCCAAGAAGCCUUCACUGACAGACCCAACCAUGAACUCCAUCAGCAGGUCCUAGUAGGAAAAAAGUCCCUUGAACAUAGUACACACGAGAUCUCCAGGCAUAGCUCCAGUGUCUCCAUUCAACAAAGUGUUCAUCCAGGAAGAAAGCGCUACUCAUGUCAUAAUCAUGGCACGGGCUUCAGCAAGAGCUCACGUCUUCAGACUCGGCAGAGAGUGCAUGCAGGCGAGAAGCCCUACUGUUGCAACAGCUGUGGGAAGGGCUUCAGCUGUACUGCAGAUCUCGGCGUCCACCGCCGAGUUCACACUGGAGAGAAACCCUACAGGUGUGAGGUGUGUGGGAAAGGCUUCACAAAGUUGUCACACCUCCAGGCCCACGAGAGAAUUCACACAGGAGAGAAGCCCUAUAAGUGUGGCAACUGUGGCAAAUGCUUCAGCUGCAGCUCGAACCUUCACACCCACCAGCGAGUCCACACUGAGGAGAAACCAUACAAGUGUGACGAGUGUGGGAAGCGCUUCAGAUUCAGAUUCAGUCUUCACAGCCAUCAGCAGGUCCACACAGGAGAGAAGCCUUAUAAAUGUGAAGAGUGCAGGAAGGGUUUCAGUUCAGUCUCAAGCUUCCAAAGACACCAGCGGGUCCAUACAGGGGAGAAGCCGUUUGUCUGCAAUGUGUGUGGGAAGGACUUCAGUCGGAUCUCAUAUCUUCAGACUCAUCAGAGAGUGCACACAGGGGAGAAGCCCUACAAAUGUUCCACGUGUGGGAAAGCCUUCAGCCAGAGGUCCCAUCUCUUAGUCCAUCAGAUAAUUCACACUGGGGAGAAGCGAUUCAAGUGUGAGGAGUGUGGGAAGGAAUUCACCCAGAGCACAGGGCUUAGUAUUCACCAGAGGGUCCACACAGGAGAGAAACCUUAUGUGUGCCAGCAGUGUGGGAAGAGUUUCAGUCAGGCUUCACACUUCCGAAGACAUCAGAGGGUCCACACUAGGGAAAGGCCCUACAUCUGCAGCAUCUGCUGUAAGGGCUUCAGUCAGAGAUCACAUCUCGUCUACCACCAGAGGGUCCACAGUGCAGAGAAUCUCUAGAUUCUGCUGUCAGGUGGGUUCCAUGUUCCUCAUGAUGGUUCAAAUUGCCUGAAAACCCAGAGGAUUCAGAGAUUAAAAGGGGUCUGCAUAUUGUUUAUUUAUCCCUCAA